This is a messenger RNA of Carya illinoinensis, 1305 nucleotides long. RefSeq names its product dehydration-responsive element-binding protein 2F-like. The record is from RefSeq and is a predicted model, not a curated record. Gene Ontology annotation, biological process: positive regulation of DNA-templated transcription; response to stress. The transcript has a single exon. Lineage: Eukaryota; Viridiplantae; Streptophyta; Magnoliopsida; Fagales; Juglandaceae. Bases 142 to 975 code for a protein of 277 amino acids. Gene Ontology annotation, molecular function: transcription cis-regulatory region binding; DNA-binding transcription factor activity. Gene Ontology annotation, cellular component: nucleus.
ACGUGAACGCAUUUAAAGUUUUAAACCAAGCUGCACUCUCACUUCCUACAUAUCCCGCGCCUUUCAAUCCAUAGUCCGCAGUCCCAACACGUACUAUCACUUCCUACUCACUUAGCUUUCAUAGACACCCCAAAUCAAGCCAUGGAGGGUGGCAGAUCUCCAUUAAAGCCAUGGAGGAAAGGUCCAACAAGAGGCAAAGGUGGCCCUCUGAAUGCCUCAUGCGAGUACCGGGGCGUUCGACAAAGAACAUGGGGAAAAUGGGUUGCUGAAAUAAGAGAGCCUAAGAAGAGAACUAGACUCUGGUUAGGCUCUUUUGCCACAGCCGAAGAGGCUGCCAUGGCUUAUGAUGAGGCUGCAAGAAGAUUGUAUGGACCAGAUGCUUAUCUCAAUCUUCCCCACCUUCAGCCAAACCCCAAUUCUAUGGUUAAUUCCCACAAGUUCAAAUGGUUUCCUCCCAAGAAUUUCAUUCCCACGUUUCCUUCUUGUGGAUUGCUCAAUAUAACUGCCCAGCCUAGUGUUCAUGUCAUUCAUCAGAGGCUCCAAGAACUUAAGCAAAAUGGGGUUCAAAGCCAAACCCCUUCUUGUAGUUCAUCCUCGUGCGAUUCAAAAGCUGAAUUCCAGACCAUGAGUGACAAAACCCAAGAAGAAAGUCCAGCAGUGAAGGAGAAAGAUGCUGAAAUUUCAUCCUGUGAGGAGAAACCACAGAUUGAUCUCCACGAGUUUCUUCAGCAGCUAGGCAUAUUGAAAGAAGAGAGACAGACGAAAUCAACUGAUACCACAGUAAACUUUGCGACGCCAGAAGCUCCUUUGACAGAAUGUGGUGACCAACUUGGAAACUUUGCUGACGAGAGUUUCAACUGGGAUACACUAACCGAGAUGCAUGGGAUUACAGAUCAAGGAGCGGAAGCCAGUUACCACCAGAGUUAUGACUUAAGUGAAGAGCUCAGUUUACCUACUUCCAUUUGGAAUUUCUGAGAAGAUCAACUGGUUUUGGAAGAAAUAGAGUUUAGCUUUAGUGGACUUGAAAAUUAGUUAAAUAAGGUAAACUAAAAAUCGCUUAAGCUAGGCCAUAGUCAGUUUGGCUUAAAACCUACUUUUCCAUGUCUUGGUAGAAAUCAGUUCACUUUGACCAUAUGUGCGUGUUUUUGAGAGAGAGAUAGAGACAGAAGACUAUUAUAGUAGUGAUUUUAGCAGAGGCUGCGAGAAAUUUGCUGUUCAACUUGUAGUGGCAUUGAAAACGAAAUUGAACUUGGUUUUAUGCUUAAUGGUUGAUGGGAACUGAUCGAGAUAGGGUCUUCUUUGCAA